CCUCUCUCACUCACUUCACAUGCGAGCACACACACACACACACACACACUCUCAGUCCCUGAGCAGUCCUGACACCUCCGCUCACUGUCAAUCUGUGUCUCCUUCGCAGGGAAUUUCCUCCCAGUAAGAGGAACGCUGGAAACAAAUAUUCUGAGAAGAAAUUACUACUGGAGACCAACUGUUUAUUUCCCAGUUUCACCAGUUUGCUCGGAAGGGCUCAGGCGGUGGAGCAGAAUGCCCCAAAAAGGAAUGAUCUAAAUAGUCAGACGCAAAUGAAGGGCUAAAUUGUUUUAAUCGGACAGUCAACUCUGUUACCAGAAUACCAUAACCAACCCACGUGGGAAUCAGGAGUGGCGUCCAUGAUGCAGAACAGUCACAGUGGCGUCAACCAGCUCGGCGGGGUGUUUGUGAACGGCAGACCGUUACCGGACUCCACCAGACAGAAGAUCGUAGAACUCGCUCACAGCGGAGCACGACCCUGCGACAUCUCCAGGAUUUUGCAGAGCCAUGAUGAUGCAAAAGUCCAACUGGACAAUAAGAACGUGUCCAAUGGGUGUGUGAGCAAGAUUUUGGGGAGAUAUUAUGAGACCGGCUCCAUCCGACCACGAGCCAUCGGAGGCAGCAAACCGAGGGUAGCAACGCCUGAAGUCGUCGGCAAAAUAGCACAGUACAAGAGGGAGUGUCCCUCAAUCUUUGCCUGGGAAAUUCGGGACAGGCUGCUGUCUGAGGGGGUGUGCACCAACGAUAACAUACCAAGCGUGUCAUCGAUAAAUCGAGUCCUACGCAACCUGGCUAGCGAAAAGCAACAGAUGGGUGCAGAUGGCAUGUACGACAAGCUGAGAAUGCUCAACGGGCAGAGUGGCACAUGGGGGACACGCCCAGGAUGGUACCCUGGUACAUCUGUGCCAGGACAACCAAAUCAAGAUGGUUGCCAGCAACAGGACAACGGUGGUGAGAACACUAACUCCAUCAGCUCAAACGGCGAGGAUUCAGAUGAGACUCAAAUGCGCCUGCAACUGAAAAGAAAACUGCAAAGAAACAGAACGUCGUUCACGCAGGAGCAGAUCGAAGCCCUGGAAAAAGAGUUUGAAAGAACCCACUAUCCAGAUGUUUUCGCAAGAGAAAGACUUGCAGCAAAAAUCGAUCUUCCGGAAGCUAGAAUACAGGUAUGGUUCUCAAACAGAAGAGCGAAAUGGAGGAGGGAAGAGAAGCUGAGGAACCAGCGACGACAAGCCAGCAACUCCUCCAGUCACAUUCCCAUCAGCAGCAGUUUCAACACAAGCGUCUACCAGGCAAUCCCACAACCCACCACUCCUGUGUCCUUCACAACAGGGUCAAUGCUAGGCCGAUCAGACACGGCUCUGACCAACACGUACACGGGUUUGCCUCCGAUGCCCAGCUUCACAAUGGCUAACAACCUGCCUAUGCAACCAAGCCAGGCAUCUUCCUAUUCCUGCAUGCUGCCCACCAGUCCGUCCGUGAAUGGGCGAAGCUACGACACAUACACACCCCCUCAUAUGCAGGCACACAUGAACAGCCAAACAAUGGCAACUUCUGGUACCACCUCAACAGGACUCAUCUCCCCUGGAGUGUCUGUCCCUGUCCAAGUUCCCGGAACUGAGCCAGACAUGUCUCAGUACUGGUCAAGAUUACAGUAAAGAAAAGAGUUACUUCGCCCUUUGACUUCCACGCAGAGACUAAGAGAGAACCUGGACCUCUGCAGCAGUAUUUCCACAGACACACAGACACACACAAACAAAUACCAGGACGAGGAAGCGUGUGGACUCUUGUCACGGUCUGGAAACUUUGCGGCACUACCUUUAAGAGGAACAGCGGAUGCUUAGACUUAACGGAACAAAAACAACAAACCUCUGCUACAUCCACGAUUUUUUUUGUCGCAUUUGUACAUUGCCAUUUACAAGUAAAGACGAAAAGACAGUUCAACAGCCAAAAAUAUGCUGGUCUCGCAUCCAUUUGAAAUGGCGGAGAACGAUAUAUUGUGACUGUUUUCUAAUAUCAGGAUUACGGAUCAGACUUCAGGCCCAUAUCAAAGCAGUGAAGCAGAAACAUACCAACAGGAAACGCCUAUAUUUCAACCCACAACGGCUUCAAUUAAUAACACUAUUGUAUCUAGAAAAAGGAACAACAGCCAUUAUGUAAAUUACUGAGUACUUUAUAAUUACAUAUAAGGGUUUUGAGUUGGGUAGAUGGAUUCUUGUGCUUGAUCAUUUGACGUCAGAGGGAAGGGGCAGUUAUAAUACGGUAGACUUUGCCAUCAAAAUAAAAUUCAUUCUGCUACUGUCCAGUUGUAAGUAUUUGUUCUCCCUAGAAAUUUCCUCCUUUAAUUAUCGCGGAACAUAAAUAUAUUCUCACUUUUAUUGCCCCUGAGAAAAAUCUAUAAAUGUUUUAUACAGAUUUUCAUGCAUCGUUAAAAAAGGAAAAAACAAACAAACAAACAUGUCUUUAGGUCAGGUACAUGAUGUCUAUUAGGUAUAGUUGUAUUAUAGUGUCCUACGGUCAAAUAAUUUUGUGAGACUAGACAUAUUUAAUUCCGAUAAUUAUGAUUAAAAAUGCUUGACAGAGUUUAAAAAAAAACUAAGUGUUUGGCAGUUGUUUACAAGUACAUAUCAGACAUUAACCAUUGUUGAUUGUAAAAACAGACCAAAGCCUUUGUAUUUCAUCUAUUACACAACAAUCUUAAUCUUCUCUUUUUUUAUCGUUAGUCUUGUGUUGCGAUACAUUUUGUAAAGGAAAAAAGUUGUUUUACAUUCUAGUACACUGGCUUCGACUACAUAUGGCUGCAGCUUAAUCACGCAGUCCUUUAUUUAUGAUCGACAACCAUUUGUGGUUUUAAAAACAUGUUGACAUCUCUUGAAUUCUGCGUUUUUUGUUGUGUACCUGAAACAUGAACACUUGUAAUGGUUUUUGUGUCAGAGCAAUGCUUUGGAAAACGAAAGGUCUACCCUGUCUUGCAGAUAUUUCAAUUUAACUUUAUUUAAAAGCUUUCUAAAUGUAUUUUGUGGAAACCAUUAAAAACAUUUUGUACAGUA
Messenger RNA from Cyprinus carpio (common carp), 3050 nucleotides. RefSeq names its product paired box protein Pax-6-like. Gene Ontology annotation, molecular function: RNA polymerase II cis-regulatory region sequence-specific DNA binding; DNA-binding transcription factor activity, RNA polymerase II-specific. The record is from RefSeq and is a predicted model, not a curated record. Lineage: Eukaryota; Metazoa; Chordata; Actinopteri; Cypriniformes; Cyprinidae. Gene Ontology annotation, biological process: anatomical structure development; regulation of transcription by RNA polymerase II.